AUGGCUGCAACUGCUGGACGCGACGUGUACAUUGUCGAAGCUGUGCGCACGCCUAUUGCCCGUGGCAAGGCUAAUGGUGCCCUCCACAACAUGCAUCCCGUCUCGUUGCUGGCGCAGACGCUCGCCGAACUCGUCUCCCGCGCCAACGUCUCGCCCGAACAUAUCGAGGACGUGAUCGGCGGCGUGGUGACGCCCAAGGGCAAGCAGGGCGCAAACGUGCCUCGCCUCGCUUUGCUCAAGGCCGGCUUUCCGGUCUCGGUCCCGGGAGUCCAGAUCAACCGCAUGUGCGGCUCGUCACAGCAGGCCGCCCAUUUUGCCGCCCAGGCCAUCGCAUCCGGCGACAUGGACGUUGUCGUCGCCUCUGGCGUCGAGAUGAUGUCGGUCGAAAAGAUGGGCUCCGACGUCUCCAUGGAUGGUCUCAGCGAGCUCGUCGCUGACGGCUUCCCACACCAGCUCGUGCACCAGGGCCAGUCUGCUGAGCUGGUUGCCGAAAAGUCGACGUCUCUCAUGUCGCACGCCCGCGCCUCGGCUGCCAUCGCCGCCGGUCAUUUCAACGCACAGACCUUCCCCAUCACCGUCACCGAUGCAGAUGGUCGCGAGUCUGUCUUUUCCCGCGAUGAGGGCGUGCGCGCCAGUAUUGACCGCACCAAGAUGGCUCAGCUCCGCACCAUCUUCAAGGCCGACGGUGUCGUCACCGCUGGCAACGCCUCGCAGGUCUCCGACGGCGCAGCCGCUGUUCUCUUCGCCUCGGGCCCAGCCGCAGAUGCGCUCGGUCUUCGCAAGCGCGCCCGUGUCGUCACCCGCGUCGUUGUCGGCUCCGACCCGGUGCUCAUGCUCGACGGCGUCAUCCCGGCCACCCGCAAGGCGCUCAAGGCCGCCGGCCUCACCAUCGAAGACAUCGACGUCAUUGAGAUUAACGAGGCAUUCGCCUCGGUUGUUCUCGCCUGGCGCAAGGCCCUUGCCCCGCGCGACGGCCUCGCCCGUGUCAACCCCAACGGCGGCUCCAUCGCACAUGGCCACCCGCUGGGCGCCACGGGCUGCGUCCUCCUCACCAAGGCAGUGCACGAGCUCGAGCGCAUCGCCGGUCGCUACGCCCUCGUCGUCAUGUGCAUCGGCCAUGGCCAGGCAACUUGCACCAUCAUUGAGCGCGUCACCUCCUCCAAGCUCUAG
This is a messenger RNA of Thecamonas trahens ATCC 50062, 1170 nucleotides long. Its product is annotated as acetyl-CoA acetyltransferase. Gene Ontology annotation, molecular function: acyltransferase activity, transferring groups other than amino-acyl groups. Lineage: Eukaryota; Apusomonadida; Apusomonadidae. The record is from RefSeq and is a predicted model, not a curated record. The transcript has 3 exons. The coding region runs from base 1 to 1170 and encodes 389 amino acids.